Messenger RNA from Capsella rubella, 611 nucleotides. RefSeq names its product S-protein homolog 26-like. The record is from RefSeq and is a predicted model, not a curated record. NCBI's taxonomy places the organism in Eukaryota, Viridiplantae, Streptophyta, Magnoliopsida, Brassicales, Brassicaceae. The coding region runs from base 1 to 489 and encodes 162 amino acids. The transcript has 2 exons.
AUGGGAAAAUAUUUGGUUUUUUUGUUUUUUUUCCUCUUUUCCUUUGAUUCUAUAAAUUCAUCGAUUUCUCCUUUCUUCAAAACAUUUCAUCUCCAAAUUGUAAAUCGGCUUGAGUUUCACAAGAAACUUAAAAUUCAGUGCGAGAGUGACAGUUUUCAGAGUUAUCGUCUUCCAACUACCUAUAUUAACAUAGGCGAGAGUUAUCAACUUAAAUUUAUAAUUCUUCCAAAUGUUAUGUAUCGAUGUAGCUUAUGGCAGGGACCAAAUUAUAAACAUAAUGUGUAUUUUAAAGCUUUCAUUCCGAGCCAAAGUUUUAUAGAUGAUACAUGUAAUGGAAUGAACCCGAAUGUGUGUAUGUGGAUUGCAAAAGAACGAGGAGUUUAUGUCCGCCACGACAAAUUUCUAAGAGAGUAUUUCAGGUAUGGAUGGGAUACUCCAACAGAACAAAGAGAAAUCGCUCCGGUCAGUGCACUUACAAGUGAAUCAUAAUUUGAUUCAUAAGUCUAAUAAAAUUCUGAAAACUAUUUUAAAUAGUUAUGUGCAAUCUUGUAUUGUUGGAUCAUGUUGAAGAGAAUAAUAAUAAAGUUUUAGAUUAUGAGCUUUAACUUCAA